Molecule: messenger RNA, 2804 nt
Organism: Cuscuta campestris
Lineage: Eukaryota; Viridiplantae; Streptophyta; Magnoliopsida; Solanales; Convolvulaceae
Source: the annotation of a GenBank genome assembly
CUUUCAAAACAACCAGAAAUUUUCCUAGCCUCACCGAAGGAAACUAUCGAUAAUCAGCGAAAUUUUUGGUCGAUCCCCUCUCUCAAAAUGGUAUAGAGCUCCAGAUUUGUGCAGUUCAUUUUUUUCCAAGCUUUAUACGGAGAAUAUGGUAAAUCUUGAGCAAUGGGAGAUGGAAUAUGCCAAAUCUUGAGAAGAUCCGUUUGAAAAUGAUCAACCCUACCGCUGAGUGUUGGAGGAUUAUGGUUCGCGUAGUAAUGUUAUAUACAUUAUCCGUAUUUGGUGAAGAUAAAACAAAAAACAAUCCAGAUGGUCUUCAUGGAUAAACAUACACCAUGGGGAUGCUAAUUGCUUUAGGCAAGGAGAAAGAUAUAGUGAAAGAGUCAAGAAGAACAAAGAUGAUUUUGAUCACAAUAGAGGUAGCGGGGUACACUAAUUUUAUUUCACUUUUAUAGCAAAAUACGUCAUAUAUUAGAUCAAUACUCCGGAGUACAUGUUAACUACGGAGUAUUUUUUUAUUUGACAAUUGCGUAUGACAUUGGGUGUUACUCUAUUUGGGGAGCAUGUUGACAUGGUGAAAAGAUUUAUUCAAAACCAAGAAACCAAUUGUUGGAACACUCUGUGAUUGUUGCUCAGUAUACAAAAGUGAAAACUUUUCAAGAAAUGCCAAUCGUGCAUACUAGUUAAGUAAAAACAACAAGGAUAGGAAUAUAUAAAGCCAUGUACACAACCAAUAUGGCCUUGAAUGAUCCCAAUACCAAAAAUCAAAAACAGGGGUAAGAGUGUAAGACCUGAAUGAUCCCAGCACUGGUCAAACAACCGUUACAAAACACUAAAGAAAAAGGAAAAAAAAUCCAAUUCACACGCCCAGAGAAGUGGGAUGGACAUUGUCCACAAACACAUUCUUCUUGGGGAAGACUGGGUCCUUCAACUCAGAUUGUAAAAGAAACAAUAGCCCUGUUGUGGCGGAAACUCCAGAAACUAAUAAAAACAGUAAAUUAUAUGUUAGAAAUAACAACUAUAAUUAAAAUUAUUUAAAAUGCCAAUAAUACUUGCAGAUUGUUCCAGCAAUCAGAAGUUUUUUUGAAAACACUGAAUUCCUUUCCACCACUUCUUUCAAACUGUCCAAUCCAACUAACAAGUCUUGUUGGAAUUUCAUUGUAUUUUUCUGAAAAAAAUUAAAUUUAAAAAAAAUAAGUAUCACAAUAAAUUUUUUUAAAGAUAUAAACAUCAAAAACUAUCACAAACCUGAAACUCAAUUGAAUUGGACAAUCCAUAGGCCAAUAUGAAAUUUUUCUUUUUCAGUGACUGUAUUUCAUCUUCUAAGAUCAAGAGCUUUUAAAAGCAAAUUAAAAAGGGGAUUAAGCUAUACCUGGAGUUCAUCCUCCAUAUCUCCAAUGAGAAGAAUCGCCUCUAAGGUCAGUUUUCCGUUUCGGCGCCUGGAUUCAGUCGACUUCGCCCUAGGUUUCUCGCUACAUCCGUUAAUAUUUCGUCUCUGUGUAGGAACGGAACUAAAGAUACGGGCCCUUACAUAUUGGGCUACGGGUUUUUCAUAUACAUAUAUGAAAGAAAAAUUCGGCCUCUAAAAUUCAUGGGCCUGGCCCGGACGGACUGUUUGUCCUCCUAUUGGGCGGGCUAUUGAGCGGGCUAUGGAAGAUAUAGCCUCUCGCCUCUUGAGAGAAUAGAUGGCGAUGGUUUUAAGGCAUGGGCCGCAGUAAAAUAUGAGAUUUGGACCCAUUUACCUUUCUUGCCAAACCAGAUAUAGAGCAUUUGUUGAUUAAGUUUAAAAGAACUUAAUCAAUUGAAACAAAACAUAAACCCAAAAACAUCACAUUUAAAAAAGAUGUACAUGGAAGAGAAUAUAAAAUUUGAAUUAGAAAAGAGUUUAGUCAUAAUUAAAAAAAAUCAUUAGAGUAAACACAAAUAUGAUCUCCCCAAAAAUAAUCCAACUCGAUGAAAUAAAGAUCUAUAAAACUAUGGGUAAAAAUAAAUUGUAACAAAAAAAUAAAACACAAAUCAAAUAACAAAGUUGAGGAACUUGGAAAACAAUAUAAUAUUCAAUUAGAUAGGUGUUUAGUCAUAAUUAGAUAGAAUCAUCACACCCAACCUUGAAAUAAACAUUCAAGCCGAAUAAGAUCUAAUUAAACAUAAUAGAAAUGAAGUGUAACAAAAAUAUGAUCCAAAUUGAGUGAUAAAAAAUUCAUGACAUACAAAUAAAAUCAUUCAACAUAAAUAAAAGAUAAAAUAUGAUCCAAAUUGAGUAACAUGGAAUAUAAAUUCAUAACACAUAGGGAAAAAAUAAAUUUUACAAAAAAACCACAAAAGUAAUCCAUAAAAAAUGAAUUUCUUGGCUGUGUGGUCAUAAAUUGUGUGAUAUAAAAAUAGAUCUAUAAAACAUAUGGCAAGAAAAAUUGUUUAAAAAAACACGAAAAAUAAUACAUUGAAAAUGAAGAUCUUGGUUGUGUAAUCAAAAAUUGAUACAAUCAACAAAAAAAUCUUUGAAAAAAUCACAAAACACAAAUAAAAUCGCCCGGCGACUAGUCGGUGGAAAACCGAACGGCUCACGGGUAAGCCGCGCCGUGCCGAAGAGUUUUAGACCAUCUGCGGCAAACGGACGGCGUCGGUUUCGGCGGAGCCGAGGGGGCGAAAACCGGAAAAGACGCUAGAUCUAUAGAAGAGAGAGAAGGGAGAGAGAUGAGUUUCAAAGUACAGCAGUUGUCAGACACGGCGGAUCUAUCAAUUUAUAGUACUACAUUUCUAGGUUUUUCUCUCCAUCUAACGGCCCAAAUUAAAACUUUACAUCUAAA